Messenger RNA from Fonsecaea erecta, 1815 nucleotides. Its product is annotated as phosphoribosylaminoimidazole carboxylase, ATPase subunit. Gene Ontology annotation, biological process: 'de novo' IMP biosynthetic process. The transcript has a single exon. The coding region runs from base 1 to 1815 and encodes 604 amino acids. Gene Ontology annotation, molecular function: phosphoribosylaminoimidazole carboxylase activity; metal ion binding; ATP binding. NCBI's taxonomy places the organism in Eukaryota, Fungi, Ascomycota, Eurotiomycetes, Chaetothyriales, Herpotrichiellaceae. The record is from RefSeq and is a predicted model, not a curated record.
AUGGACGACCAUAUCGUGGGUGUUCUCGGUGGCGGCCAACUAGGACGUAUGUUAGUGGAGGCGGCGAACCGACUCAAUAUUCAGGUUGGAGUCCUUGAUGCCGACAGCGCCCCUGCAAAAUAUCUUGCAAACUCUGAUAGGCAUGUUACUGGGUCCUUCGCAAAUGCGCCCGAUGUCAAGGCACUUGCUGCCAGAUGUGAUAUCCUGACCUACGAGAUCGAGCACGUUGGCACCGAGAUUCUUGAAGAGCUAGAUUCUGAGAGACCCUUUGUCGAGGGGACCAAAUGGUCGAGGUUCCAGCCUAGUUGGCGAACAGUCCGCACGAUCCAAGACAAAUUCACUCAGAAGCAGCAUUUUGCGAAAUAUGCAAUUUCCAUCGCUAAAUCCAUUGCGGUUAGCCCGUCACAGCAAGGACUGAAAGAGGCCGGCGAGGCGCUUGGGUACCCUUUCAUGUUAAAAUCUCGAACCCAAGCAUACGAUGGGAGAGGUAACUUCCCGGUAAAGUCGGAGUCCGAUAUAGAGCCUGCCAUCUCAGCACUUGCGAAUCGACCUCUAUAUGCGGAGAAAUGGGCUCAUUUCAAAAUGGAACUCGCAGUCAUGGUGGUGAAAACAGCCCAGGAGGACGAUCCGGACGCGUGGGAGAAGAACACCUUGGCGUACCCUACCGUCGAGACCGUCCAUGAAGACAGCAUCUGCAAGCUUGUGUACGUUCCACCUCGAGAUGUCUCACAGCAAGUGGCACGCGCUGCCCAAGACCUGGCUCGACGUGCCGUUUCAACCUUUCAGGGAACUGGCGUCUUCGGGGUUGAAUUGUUCCUCCUUCCUGACAACACCCUCGUCGUCAACGAAAUCGCGCCCCGACCACACAACUCUGGGCACUACACUAUCGAAGCAUGCCACAUGUCCCAAUUUGAAGCACAGAUCCGUGCUAUUCUGCCUGAUCUCGCUUCAAAGAUCCCUGCUGGAGCAACGGAUCUGGCGGUCAACGCAGCUAUGAUGUUGAAUAUCCUCGGAGGACCACAACCGGACUCACAUUUGCUGGUCGCCAAAGCCGCCCUUGACGUUCCAGGAGCUAAAAUUCACCUGUACGGAAAGGGUGAAGGUCGACCUGGACGGAAGAUGGGACACAUCACUAUCACCGGGUCCAGCUUAUCGGAAUGUGAGGUCAAAAUGCAUCCUUUGAUUCAGAUGGUAGAUGCAAUACGCGUGCAUCGCAACGACAGAUCUGGCCAGUCCUCUGCUACUUCGAUUCUGAAGACUCAGGCAGAACUUCUUGAUUCCAAUCCGACACCGUCUGCUCGAGCUGUCGUAGCGGUAGUAAUGGGAUCUGACACCGACCUGGCUACACUUCGCCCAGGCUUAACGCUGCUUGAUACCAUGGGCAUCCCUUACGAGGUGCACAUCACCUCAGCUCACCGCACGCCGCAGUACAUGCUCGACUUUGGCAGAGCUGCGGCUGGUCGUGGACUUAAAGCCAUCAUUGCCGCCGCCGGUGGAGCGGCACACUUGCCUGGCAUGAUGGCCUCGGAAACCCCUAUACCCGUCAUUGGCGUGCCCGUAAAAGCUAGCUCUUUGGACGGGCUGGACAGUCUAUUGAGUAUUGUGCAGAUGCCGCGGGGCAUUCCUGUGGCGACAGUGGGAAUUGGGAACUCGGUCAACGCGGCGAUCCUGGCGGCGAGGAUCGUGGGAUCAAGCGAUGAGAAAGUACGGACGUGGGUAGCUGACCACCUGCAGCAGAUGGACGAUGAGAACAUGGAGAAGGAGCAUCGACUGCAGAGAGAAGGCUGGAAGAUCUACAAGAAAUUGGAUGGGUGA